This is a messenger RNA of Chlorocebus sabaeus (green monkey), 3134 nucleotides long. The record is from RefSeq and is a predicted model, not a curated record. NCBI's taxonomy places the organism in Eukaryota, Metazoa, Chordata, Mammalia, Primates, Cercopithecidae.
GCGCCCGUGGUCACCAUGGCAACGCAGCGGACGUCGUCCAACGGCCUGCCUGGGGGCGGGGCUGGGCCGGGCGGGCGCGCGGGUCACGUGGCGGGGGCGGAGCCUGCGCGGGGUCUGCAGGAUCGCGUCGGGAGCCGGUACCGAGGCCUGAGCCGCGGGAGCCGAGCGAAGGCAGCGCCGAGGCCGCAGUUCCACCUUGGGCCUCCCCAGCAGCAGCCAUGGGCAAUCCAGUUUAGAGAGAAGGUUCUAUGGACUGCUAUAACGCUCUUCAUUUUCUUAGUAUGUUGUCAGAUCCCUCUGUUUGGAAUCAUGUCAUCAGAUUCUGCAGAUCCUUUCUACUGGAUGAGAGUUAUUCUGGCUUCCAAUAGAGGAACUUUAAUGGAAUUGGGUAUCUCCCCAAUUGUAACAUCUGGUUUGAUUAUGCAGUUGUUAGCUGGAGCCAAAAUCAUUGAAGUGGGAGAUACACCGAAAGAUAGAGCUUUAUUCAAUGGAGCCCAGAAACUGUUUGGUAUGAUCAUUACCAUCGGGCAAGCCAUUGUGUAUGUCAUGACGGGGAUGUACGGGGACCCUGCGGAAAUGGGUGCCGGGAUCUGUCUCCUUAUCAUUAUUCAGUUGUUUGUUGCUGGUUUGAUUGUGCUGCUGUUAGAUGAGCUGCUACAGAAGGGUUACGGCUUGGGGUCUGGGAUUUCCCUCUUUAUUGCCACCAACAUCUGUGAGACCAUUGUCUGGAAGGCCUUUAGUCCCACUACCAUUAACACUGGCAGAGGUACUGAGUUCGAGGGCGCAGUCAUAGCUCUGUUCCAUUUGUUGGCCACCAGGACGGACAAAGUCCGAGCUUUACGGGAGGCUUUUUACCGGCAGAACUUACCCAAUCUCAUGAACCUCAUUGCUACAGUUUUUGUGUUUGCUGUUGUUAUAUAUUUCCAAGGAUUUCGCGUUGACUUGCCCAUUAAAUCGGCCCGCUACCGAGGACAGUACAGCAGCUACCCCAUCAAACUCUUCUACACCUCCAACAUCCCCAUCAUCCUCCAGUCGGCCUUGGUGUCAAACCUGUAUGUUAUUUCCCAGAUGCUGUCUGUUCGAUUUAGUGGCAACUUUUUAGUAAAUUUACUAGGACAGUGGGCCGAUGUCAGUGGGGGAGGACCCGCACGUUCUUACCCAGUUGGAGGCCUGUGUUACUAUCUUUCUCCUCCCGAGUCCAUGGGCGCCAUCUUUGAGGAUCCCGUCCAUGUCGUUGUUUAUAUCAUCUUCAUGUUGGGAUCAUGCGCAUUUUUCUCUAAGACAUGGAUUGAAGUGUCUGGCUCCUCAGCCAAAGAUGUAGCUAAACAGCUGAAAGAACAGCAGAUGGUAAUGAGGGGCCACCGGGAUACCUCUAUGGUUCAUGAGCUUAAUAGGUACAUCCCCACCGCGGCUGCCUUUGGCGGUUUGUGCAUCGGCGCCCUGUCGGUGCUGGCCGACUUCCUGGGGGCCAUUGGGUCCGGCACUGGAAUCCUGCUGGCAGUCACUAUUAUUUAUCAGUAUUUUGAAAUCUUUGUGAAAGAACAGGCCGAAGUUGGUGGCAUGGGUGCUUUGUUUUUCUGAAUGUUCAAAGACUUCAUUCUGUGCGUGUGAAAGGGAGAACAUCUGGAUGGAUCGCUUUUGUCAGAUGACACUGGUGAUUCCCCUUUUCUCCCCUCAGUUUCUUGUUUCGAGUGCUGGCUGACCCGUCUCUGAAACGGGCACCGAGCUAAGUCUGUGUGCAGCAUUAGUACCCGCUGCCUUAAAACUCAAGUUUACAUUAUUCAUUUAAAAAAAGUACAUCUAGUGUUGCCUGUAAUGCUGGAAACCAAUGUAUCUACCUUGCUGUGUUAAAUCAUGACAGUGAGAUGGUGACAUGGAUUCGUUUUGCACAUAACAUUCAAAACACUUAAUAUUGCCCCCACUUGUUUAAAAAUAAAUGUAGUUCAAAUUGCCACUUUCCAGUAUUUUUGAGCUUAUUUAAUGAGUUCUGGAACAUUUAUAUCUAAUCUAUAUUUUAGAUAAUUACUUUUUAUACUUUUUUAACUCAUGGUAUCCCUACUCCCCACCCCACCUCAUUUUUAUUUGUCCCUUCUCAAAGCAGCCACUUAGCCCACAUGGGCAAAAUCAAGUGUCCAGUUAUUUCUGUCACUAGAAACAACUGCUUCUAAGGCUCCUCCACCUCCUCCUCCCUUCCUAGUGACAGCAUCAUCGUGCUGUUUGCCUGUAUUGGCCAUGCCUUCUAACUCCAACCAGUCACUUGACAAUACUCUUUCAAGAUACUAGGCCCUGAUUCUUUUCUGUUUAAAUCCCUAAAGCAAAAAGAUCUAAUUCUCAAGCAAGGUCUGUAGUUAGUGGGGGUGAACAAUGAGUAAUUCAUGCUAGGAAUUUGUGUCUGUUGUACUCACAGCAGCAACAUGAGUGUAAACAGUAGACAAUAAAUUUUAUUUAAGAAAACUGACUCAGUUGUGUUGGAAAAAAAUAAAUCUGAUAUUAAACAUUUUCUAAGAUAAUUUGUAUAAGUUCAGUGUAUUUAUAAGAAGUCCACCCUGAGAUGCCUAUAAAAGUCAAAUGUAAUUACACUUCAAACUUUAAUCCUAAAUUAUUGACGGACAGUGACCGACUUACGGGUAAUCAUAUAUGUGACUAACAUUGGGGAGGAAACAGGAAAACAGUGAUCUCAAAACCAUAUCCCAGUCUCCAUUUAAAAGCAUAGUUCUUGGUAAAUCAUUUUGAAAACUAUGUGCUUUAUUUCCUAAAAGAUCAGACUUAAUUUUUAAAAGCCACCCUUUUCAGAAGUAUGGGUUUUCAUUGCUGUUUAGUUUCUUAAGUGUAGUAUGUCUUAUGUAGCUUAUGCUUAGAAAGCCAAAUAAUCGCAGGGGCAAGGCAGAUGAAGGCAGGCAGGAUGUUAACAAUGGCUCGGAGAGCAUCCACCUAGGGCCUCAGACCACUGUUACCAUAAAAACAUCGACCCAGUGUUAUGAUGUCCGAUUUUUUUUCCCUAAAGAAGGUGGAAAUAUGGCUUUUAAUAAUAGGAAACCUUCAGUUUUUCAAUGCAGGGCAAAUAAACAUUUUAAAACAGUGCCAGCCAGACUGCCAGUUCUCAAACAGACUGAAUUUCCAAAGCACAACCUUUU